This is a messenger RNA of Brachypodium distachyon (stiff brome), 2843 nucleotides long. RefSeq lists its product as uncharacterized. The record is from RefSeq and is a predicted model, not a curated record. Gene Ontology annotation, molecular function: protein binding. NCBI's taxonomy places the organism in Eukaryota, Viridiplantae, Streptophyta, Magnoliopsida, Poales, Poaceae. The transcript is spliced from 3 exons. The coding region runs from base 350 to 2314 and encodes 654 amino acids.
UGUUAUUUUGGAAGAAGGGACGGAAUGGAAUGGACCUGGUCCUUCUGGUUGGACAUUGCCCGGCCUGCGGUCUUCUCUGCUUUGCCUUCCCCUCCUCCCCCUUCCAGUGGGGGGUUCUUUCUUUUCCAUUGGAGCUGGCCCCUCAAGCCUCAAGGCAAGCACGCGGAGGCGAUACAAGGCAGGGAGGGGCCUUUGCUCUGCUCCUGUGCCGAUCCAGUCUUCUAUGUAUGCGCUAAUUGGUUGGUUGGUCCCAGAGAUUUAGCCUCUGGCCUGCCAUAGUCUGAGAUUUCCAUGCCCGUAUCUCUGAGGCGGAUUCUCUGUGUCCAUUAGCAGCACCCGACGGCGACCCAUGGAGGAGGAAUCCCACUUCCCUCUCCGGUGGGAGAGCACCGGGGACCAGUGGUGGUACGCGACGCCAAUCGACUGGGCGGCGGCGAGCGGCCACUACGACGUCGUCAGGGAGCUCCUCCACCUGGACGCCAACCUCCUCGUCAAGCUCACCUCCCUCCGCCGCAUCCGGCGCCUCGAGUCCGUCUGGGACGACGACAUGCGCUUCGCCGACGCGGCGAAGAACCGUGCGGCCGUCGCCCGGUGCUUGCUCCUCGACUGCGAGUCCCGCAGCCGGGGGAACCGCCUCAUCCGGGCCGGCUACGGCGCCUGGCUUCUCUACACGGCGGCCGCGGCCGGGGACGCCGGGUUUGUGCAGGAGCUCCUCGGGAGGCAGCCACUGCUGGUGUUCGGCGAGGGAGAAUACGGCGUGACCGACAUCCUGUACGCCGCCGCGAGGAGCAGGUGUUCUGAGGUGUUCCGGGUGCUGCUCAACGCGGUGCUGUCUCCGGCAAUUUCGCCGGGGGAAGACGCCGCCGAGGAAUUGGGGGACGGCGGUUUUGCUGCCAAUGAUGAGGGAUACCUGUUCAGGCGCGAGAUGAUGAGCCGGGCAAUGCACGCCGCGGCAAGGGGAGGCGACCUAGAGAUCCUCAAGGAGCUCCUGCAGGGCUGUCCAGCUGCUGCGGCGGGGUACCGGGACGCCCAGGGCGCCACGAUCUUGCACGCUGCGGCUGCAAGGGGGCAAGCUGAGGUCGUGAAGGAUCUAAUUAUCUCUUUCGAUAUCGUCAACUCUGUAGAUGACCAGCAGAAUACAGCAUUGCACAUAGCAGCUUUCCGAGGUCAUUUACCCGUGGUGGAGACCCUCAUCACUGCGUCCUCAUCACUUAUAUCAGCUACAAAUGAAGUUGGUGACACGUUCCUUCAUAUGGCACUCACUGGCUUUAGGACUCUUGGAUUUCAAAGGCUCGAUCAUCAGAUGGAUCUUAUGGAGCAAUUGAUCAGUGGAGCAAUCAUUGAUGUCAGUAGUGUUAUAAAUGUGCAAAACGACGAUGGAAGGACAGUUUUUCACUUGGCUGUGGUUGGCAAUCUGCACCCCAACCUCGUUGAGCUUUUGAUGACCGCACCAUCUAUUGACCUCAACGUCCGUGACAAUAAUGGUAUGACUCCUUUGGAUUUACUGAGAAAACAGCUGCUGACAGCAUCAUCUGAGAUACUCAUCAAGGAGCUAAUUUUAGCUGGUGGGAUAUCAAAUUCGAGGGAUCAUGAGAUAAGGUCGGCUAUCGCUUCUCAACUGAAGAUGCAUCACAUUGUUGGCAGUCCAGGGACUUCUUUCAAGAUCUCAGAUGCUGAGAUUUUCCUCCAUGCAGGUAUUGAUGUGUCAGGCAUCAGCGAAAGAACAAACCCAUUUUGUAGUGUUGGCAAGCCUGAAGUUGGAAUCCAGCAACCAGGUCUCAAGAGGCUGAAUUCUAUGCAAAGCACCGUGAAACAGCUAAAGAUCCUACUCAGAUGGCCUCUCCGCAAGGAGAAGAGAACAGCCUGUGGCUCGAAGGAAUUGGAUGAGGACUCCGUCUCGGUGGAUUCAGUCAGGAACUGGAGUCACGUGGAGACCCCAACACCUCUGAGGCAAAGAUACUCCAAGAUGAGCUCCCUGUUCGGCAACAAGCGAACCUUUGCAACCAAGAGCAUGCCGAGUACAUCAACAAAAAUGAAGUUUUCAGCUGGGAACAUAAAGCCAGAAUCUCCUUCAACUUCUGGCUCCUGGUCGUCGUCAUUAUUGGUUGACAAAAUCAAAGCAGUCAAUCUGGACAAAGACGAACCAUCGCCCAAUGUCAGUGGGGUGAUAAGGCAUACACCCAAGAAAUAUGGAUCUCUUAACAGUAGGCUUAUGAAUCAGUACUUCGGCAUUGGAGAGCAAACCUUGGAGGAUUCAACCUCCGGGCAGCAGUCGAGUUGGUUGCUCAGACGGUCGCUUCUGCCAGUUGCCUGAUCACAGGGUGACCCAAAUCGGGCUCCGCUUGUUUCCUUUGAUUUCUUCAAUGCUUACAUGUUACAGCUACUCUGAUAUAACCAGAUAGGGGCCUUUCUAAGUCUCAUGUUUGAGUUUGCAUUUAUGUGUUACUGAUGAGGCCACGUAUAUAAUAACUUAUCAGAUCUUUUUAUUUUUAUUUUUUUGAAAGGAAAUAACUUAUCAGAUCUAAUAAUGUAAUUGAAAGCGUGAUUUGGAUCAUGUGGUAUAAAGUCAUAUGGAUAGUGUGUUGACAUGUGCUUUUUAUUCUGUUUGCAGCUGAGUUUCAAACAUGACAAGGCAAUUGUGAUGCAACUCUUCAGGUUAUUCAUUUCCAUGGAAAUAAUAGUCAGUUGCACAAGGCGACUCUUCAGCUUAUUACAUAAUGCUCGUGAAAAUGCAGCCGUGUUAAUCAUUUCUUCACAUGUGCCUGUUGUUAUUUUACCUUUUCUUUUAGGAUGACAUGUACCUGUUCUUGAGAAUACAGCUGUGUCAAUCAUUUCUUCACAUG